Messenger RNA from Dreissena polymorpha, 1608 nucleotides. RefSeq names its product peroxidase-like protein 3. The record is from RefSeq and is a predicted model, not a curated record. Gene Ontology annotation, molecular function: heme binding; peroxidase activity. Gene Ontology annotation, biological process: response to oxidative stress. The coding region runs from base 1 to 1410 and encodes 469 amino acids. The transcript has 9 exons. Lineage: Eukaryota; Metazoa; Mollusca; Bivalvia; Myida; Dreissenidae.
AUGGAGGUUCCGAGAUCCCUUGUAAUAUCCAAUGGAUUUUUGUUUUUAGCCGGUGGAAUAUUGCAACGUCAGCAGACCAAUGAUCUAACGUCAUUCGUGGACGCUUCAAACGUCUACGGUUCUUCAGAAGAGCGUCUGGCGUUAUUGCGAGAGGGAAAAACACCGUUUAUGAAGGUCACACAGGGUGCAGAUGGGCCCCGCCUACCUGACGGUCCUGAUAAUGUGUGCCGUUCAGACGCGGCCAAUGGUAUACGCUGCAGUAUUGCUGGUGACGUACGAGUCAACGAAAUUCCGUCUCUUACGUCAUACCACAAUGUGUUUGUACUCGAACACAAUCGUCUGGCGAAUGGACUUAGGAAAUAUUUUCCGGAUGACGAGGAAGCAUUCCAGCAGACGAGAAAACUCUUGAUCGGAAUCAUGCAGAAGAUUGUUUACGAUGAAUUUCUCCCUGCAUUCCUUUCACCGACUGCGAUGAAGAAAAAUAAACUUGCCAGUUCAAAAAAAUACAAAUACGAUCCACAGCUUGAUCCUACCGCUGCCAACGUGUUUGGAAUAGCGUUCCGUAUGGGCCACACUUGGAUUCCCACGUUUAUGUCGGUGUUCACGAACAACUUCCAGCCGUUCCGCGAGACACUUCUCAACCUGACCUUCUUUGAUCCCAACAUGACCUAUAUACAGUCUGUGAACGGAGGUCAAUCUGGGAUGCAGGGGCUAGCCUACGCGCUAUCGGCCCUCGAGGCAGAGAAAACUGACAGAAUCAUCGAAGAAACUGUCCGCAGCUUCUUAUUUGUCAACACGUUGGCCGAUACUUCUUUCGAUUUGGCAUCCCUGAACAUCCAGAGGGGUCGCGACCACGGACUCCCCUCCUACAACGAGUUCCGUAAAUGGUGCGGGUUGUCUUCAGUUAGGUUCUGGAACACAUCCUCAGUUGGAGGCCUUGUUGAUCACACUCUUGAGACAAUCACUCUUCUUAAAACUGCUGGUUACAGUUCGCCCCAAGAUAUAGACUUUUUCCCCGGAGCCCUGAGCGAAAAGCCCGUCUCUGGUGGAACCCUGGGUCCGACCAUGGAGUGCAUCAUAGGAGACCAGUUCCGGAGACUCAAGUUCGGAGAUAGAUUCUUCUAUCAGAACAAGAAGACUGGCUUUAAGAAAGCGCAACAGGCCGCCAUUCAGAAAUACAGCCUGGCCUCCCUGCUUUGUCACAACUACAACUUCACCAAGAUCAAUUUUCCAAACGUCUUCAAACAAGCUGAUCCACUCAGGAGUUGCCAGAAAAUCCCCGAUAUUGACUUGCUGCCUUUCGGUGUGUUUCCCAGACGUUGCAGCAGACGUUGCAGCAGACGUCGCAGAAGACGCCACAGUCACAGCAGUCGGCACAUAGACCCAAACGAUGACUUUGCCGAAUAUUAAUGCUCAACGCAACCACUGAGUAAAUAAUAAAAACACUUGAGGUAUAACAACAGUAAUGACUUUGCGCAUGUGUGGCAAUUUAUUUACACCUUUUUUGAAGAAUGUUUAAAUAGACACAUGUUUGUUUUUGUAAGUUUAGAAGAACGUGUUACAGUUGUGUUAAUGAAGACAUGUUAAGUAUCUUUAUCAUUAUUUUCC